Molecule: messenger RNA, 385 nt
Organism: Owenia fusiformis
Lineage: Eukaryota; Metazoa; Annelida; Polychaeta; Sabellida; Oweniidae
Source: the annotation of a GenBank genome assembly
AGAUUGCUAGGUAUUCUAACAGGGAUAUUGUCAUCUACAUCUCUAACAUUUGGUGGAUUAUGUGUACAGCAGCUCAGUGAUAGAGAUAUUGGGAACUUUCAACUGGUCUUUCUCAGGAUGAUUCCUCAUCUUUUCAUGGCUUCAAUAUGGUUGAUUAAAACUCAAGGAGAAAAAAACAAAAAUUUAAAUGCUUUAAGAACACGAGAUAAACUUUUUAAUUUAAUAAACAGUGCUAUAUAUACAAGUGCUGUAGUCAUGUUGGUGGCUGGACUGCGCACCAUGGCUGGGAUGGGAAGCAUCUACAGCAUUAUGAGCUCAGGAAGACUUGUACUAGUUGUUAUCCUUUCCCGGAUAUUUCUCAAGGAAUCGCUGAACUUAAUCAAAA